Molecule: messenger RNA, 1971 nt
Organism: Rhodotorula toruloides NP11
Lineage: Eukaryota; Fungi; Basidiomycota; Microbotryomycetes; Sporidiobolales; Sporidiobolaceae
Product: TPR and SET domain containing protein
Exons: 3
Coding region: 1-1971 (656 amino acids)
Molecular function (GO): protein binding
Source: RefSeq, a predicted model, not a curated record
AUGGCGCAGCCGGACCUCGCCAAGGUGCUCGACGCUAUGCGGCGUGCCGGUAUGGACACCUCGCAGUGCAAGGGGAUCAUUUACGCGCCGGAGCUGUUCGACAACCUCCUGAAGAAUGUGCAGACCUCGAAGGCGAUGGACGCGUUUCCGACCCUCGAAAAGGCUUUCUCUACGCUCCUCACCACUCACGGCACGCAAGGUUUGAUGCCGACCGGCGGUCCGACGCUCACGGAGGAUACUUACCACUUCGUGCCGCCUCAAGUGCCCGUCGACAAACUUCCGGACGACUUCGACUUCAAGGCGCUCGGAAACGAGUUCUUCAAGCUCAGGCGAGAUGCCGAAGCCGUCAAGGCGUACACCGAAGGCCUCGCGCGCAACCCCUCGCCCGAGUUGCGCCUCCUCCUCCGCCUUAACCGCGCGCAGGUCCACCUUCGCCUCGAGAACUUCGCUUCGGCCUAUCACGACAGCUCGUUUGUCCUCAAGGAGCUCGACAAAGGCGUUACCGGACCAUCCCAGGCGAGGUUGAAGGCGACUCUCCGCCUCGCUCGCGCUUUCGAAGGCAUGCGUCACCUCACGCUCGCGCUCGAGCACUUCGCCAAGGUCGUUGAACUCGAUGCCGGCAGCAAGGAGGGUGCGGAGGGCAAGAAGCGCAUCGAGCGCAAGCUCCGCGAGACGAACGAGGGCGAGUACGAUUGGCGCGAGCUCGAGAAGCAGGCCAAGACCAACAUGAGGCUCGACGUCGGCGACUUUGUCGGACCGGUCAAGCUCGUCAAGAUGGAGGGACGCGGUGGAGGGCGCGGACUUGUCGCUACGAGGAGCAUCGAGGCGGGCGAGCUGCUCAUCGUCGACAAAGCUAUUGUCGUUGGAGAGCCCAACCCUGCCAGCGACCCAUCCAAGGCCUUCCUCUUCGGCGGACAAGCCGCCUGGCAGCUCUCGAUGUACCAGUCCGCACAGAGGCUCGCCAGCCUCAUCAAGGAGGAUCCUUCGCUCGAGCCCUUCGUCUACAGCCUUCACAGCAAGGUCCAGCCAGCGACUUACGAUCUCGCCUUCGAAUCCCUCGACCACCGUCAGCUUCCCCAGGAGGACGACUCCGUCCAGCUCGACAAGAUCCGUCUCGAGUCAAUUUGCUCGACGAACGGCUUCCAGCGCUGCGGCGAGUCUCUCGACCGCGCGAACUCGGCACUCGACGCCGGAUCUGGCCUGCACCUCCGCAUGUCCCUCCUCAACCACAACUGCGUCCCGAACACCGUCAUCCAGGGACUCCGCGACGUCAAACUCAUCCGCGCGCGCGUUCCCAUCAAGGAGGGCGAAGAAGUCUGCCUGCGUUACAUCGGCCCGAUGCACAGCCGUCGCCCCUACAUCCUCGCGGGGCACUUCCCCGACGGCUGCAAGUGUGCGUACUGCCUCGACGAAGCUCUCGACAGUCCCGCCCAGGUCAAGCAGCGCAAGGCUCUCCUCGGCAGCGACACCGAACUCGGCAAGCAGGUUCGCCAGUUCAGCACCCUUGCGGACCGCACUCCCGACUUCGUGCUGUGCUUUCUCGACCACAUCGCUCGCGUCGAGAGGACCUACUCAGCCCAGCGCGUCUUCCGCCUCGACCUGAUUGAGGUCUACCGCGCGAUGAGCGACAUGUGCCUCUACUCCAAGGUGCCGGUGAUGCACUUGGCGAUCAAGUAUCGCUUGGCAUCCCUCGAAGCUGCCGGCCUCGUCGUUGACGACGAGCAGGACCGCAUUCGCAUCGUCGCAAUCCCGUUCGAGGACGAGGACAGCGCCGUUUCGAGUCUCCUCAAGGUUGCCAGCUACUUGGCAAGGCUCGAGGGCGAGGGAAAGAAUGCGCGCAGGUGGACGCUCGCGGCGUUCGAUAUGAGCAAGGCGCUUUACUCGGAUGACUGGGACCGCUUCGUCGAGCGCCACCAAGCGGAUGUCCAAAAGCUCGGCCUUAACGGCUUGCUCGAAGAGUGCAGGGUGUGA